AGACCCCCAGCGCCGGGCUAAUGGAGGCAACUUAGCCAGGAGCAGGCGCGGCCCCUCGUUUAUCAGCGCGCGGCGCUGCCUGCUCCCCCGCCCAGGGCGCUGCGCCCCCCCAGCACCCCGGAGCGCCGCCGGGCCCUGCGCAGGGCGCUGCACCGCCCCCAGGGUCUAUUGGCUGUUCGCGCUGCCCCGAUGAUGUUACCGAGCCCCGUCACCUCCACCCCCUUCUCUGUCAAAGACAUCCUCAACCUGGAGCAGCCGGAGCCGCACUAUGGAGUCCCGCUGCCCCAGCACCUGGAGCAGCAGUUCCACUCGGCAACCUGCCUGCUGGCGGCCGGCGACGGCUCCCGCUUCUCCGACGGGGAGGAAGAGGAGGAGGAGGAGAAGCUGUCCUAUCUGAGCUCCAUGGCCGCGGCGGAGAGCCAAGGGGACGUGGGGCUCUCCCCGGAAAACUACGUGCACGCGGUGCUGCGGGGCUCCUGUGAGCCCAAUGGCCCGGGAGAAGAGCUGGAGCGCGCCGGGGAUCGGGACCCCAAGCGCUGCGCCCCGAAGCCGCCGGCGGGCGCCGCGGCCAAGCCGGAGGAGGCGGAGAGGCCGAGGCCGCGGAGCCGCAGGAAGCCCCGCGUUCUCUUCUCGCAGGCGCAGGUCUUCGAGCUGGAGCGGCGCUUCAAGCAGCAGCGGUACCUGUCGGCGCCGGAGCGCGAGCACCUGGCCAGCAGCCUCAAGCUCACCUCCACGCAGGUGAAGAUCUGGUUCCAGAACCGGCGCUACAAGUGCAAGCGGCAGCGGCAGGACAAGUCGCUGGAGCUGGGCCCCGCGCCGCCGCCGCCGCGCCGGGUGGCCGUACCGGUGCUGGUGCGGGACGGCAAGCCGUGCCUCGGGGGCUCGCCGGGCUACGGCUCGCCCUACAACGCGCCCUACUCCUACAGCGGCUUCCCGGCCUACGGCUACGGCAACGCGGCCGCCUGCAACGCCGGCUACGGCUGCAGCUACCCCGCGGGCGGCGCGGGCGGGCAGCCCGGCUGCAGCCCCGGCGCGGGCGCGGGGCCCUUCGUGAACGUGGGCAACCUGGGCGCCUUCGGCGGCGCGGCCCAGCCCCUGCACCAGGGGCCCGCGGGGCCCUCCUGCAGCCAGGGCGCUCUGCAGGGGAUCCGGGCCUGGUAGCCGCGCGGGGCGGCGGACACUCUGGGCCAGGAGGGAGCCUGGUGGCCCCGGGGAAGGACAGGGACCCGCGCCGCCCCCGGCUGGUGCCCGCAGGCUGCACGCUAGAGGCAGACUGGAGCCCAGCGCAGCUCUCCGCGCCGCUUCGCUCAGGGCGGGAGCUGCAAACGCCGGCCAGCGCGAUGGCCCAGCCUCCUCCCAGGUGGGGCAACUGAGGGCCGCUGCGCUCCGCGGAGCCCCAGUCCCGGCCCCUCCGUGCCCCUGGCGGGGGCGGGGGACCGGCGCAGCAGCUGUUGGGGCCGCAGGGCAGAAGGGGGCUCGGCCCAAAGCCUGUCCGAUCCCCCACGGCGGCUGGGGAUGGGAACGCGUCCCCCGGCUCUGGGUGGCUCGGCUGCCGGGCUGGGCAUGGAGCUGGAAUCCCCGCACCGUCCAAGCAGCUUCGCUUGUAAAAAGCCAAAGUGUCGGGGUCUGGGGGAGGCAGCCGCGCGGAGAGCCGGGCCCCUGUAUCUACUCUGUAUCCGCUGUAAGUGCCAGCCCGCGCAGGAG
Molecule: messenger RNA, 1704 nt
Organism: Caretta caretta (loggerhead turtle)
Lineage: Eukaryota; Metazoa; Chordata; Testudines; Cheloniidae
Gene: NKX2-3
Product: NK2 homeobox 3
Biological process (GO): cell differentiation; regulation of transcription by RNA polymerase II
Cellular component (GO): nucleus
Molecular function (GO): DNA-binding transcription factor activity, RNA polymerase II-specific; RNA polymerase II cis-regulatory region sequence-specific DNA binding
Source: RefSeq, a predicted model, not a curated record